AUGAAAAAGUCGUUGAAGAAUAUCAAACUGAAAUUAAGGAACAAAAAGAGGAAGGGAAACUUCGUCUCCUUCUACGACAGAAUAAAAGAAAUUAAUGAGAAGGAGAAGCUGCAGGCAUGUAGCGUCCUCGGCGGCGCAAACUACGACGAUGGUUUAACUUCACAAUGGAUAACUAACGAAUCUAAGGAUGCGGAAGACCUCAAAAGAACAAACUUCUACGCAGCGCUGCAGGUGUACCCCCAGAACUGCUUCAACAGUGACUUCAAAAAAUGCUGCAGAGAACUACAACCGUAUGCGAAAAAUCUAAUGCUCAUUUUGCUAAACAAGGACAAAAUUUUCAGCACCAUUUUCAAGUACAUAGAGAAUAGCAAAAUCCAAAAUGACGAAAAUUAUUUCUACAAAUUGUUGGUGAUCCUCAUAAAGGAUUUAAAAGAUGAAAGCAAAAAGUACAUAGAUCAUAUUUUAAAAAUAUUAUACGACAAAAUUAAUUUUAACAAUUUAGACUUGUUAGAGGAAAUAUUUAAUACCUAUACAAAUAUAUUCAGAAUAAUGAAUAAAAAAAUUAUAAGUAACGUGGAUAAGUAUAUAAAAAUAUCCCUACCAUUGUUACAGCAUCGAAAUAGUAUUAUAAAAAUUUUCAUUGCAGAUAGCUUUUCCUACCUGUUGAGGAAAUUAUCCUUACAUGAUUUAAUAGAGUGCUUUCAAAAAUUAUUUUCCUUUUGCGAUUGUGUGAAAAGGAACAAAGUCAGAGAUUAUUGUGACACGCUGAGCCUCCUCAUGUUAGAAGCUCUAAAAGUUGAUAAAGACAAACUGUCCAGAAAAACUUUACCCUUUCUGAAGUUUAUAAUUUAUUCACUAUUCUUAAAAACGACAUAUUAUUGUGAAGAGACGGAGAGUCAUUAUGAGCCAAUUGAAGAUACACACUCUAUGCACUUUAUAAAAAAUGCAGUAGCAACCUUCUUCGUUGAUAUUUAUAAUUUUACGAAAAAGGGGAAUUUUGAAUUUGUGGAAAUAUUUCUAACCUUCAUUUUGAGAAACUACUCCAUUCUGUUCAGAAGAUACUACACGGAUUUGUUAGUUCAGUCUGACCAAAGUGCAGAUGCGCUGCAUUUGCUGAUCAGUCAAGGGGGCCCAAACGGGGUCUCCUCAAUUUUUCCCUCGUUAGACAAUUCGGAUGGGCACAGUAGUGAGGUGGUAACUACUGCGUAUGAUUUGCAAGGUGAGGAUGACGGCGGAGUGGAGGCUUCUCCAUCGAGCCACGCUCCAGAUGAAUCACCAGAGAGAAGCUCCAAACUUCGCAACAACGAUCAGUUUAGUGAUGAUCACCCACACGUAGACACCAAACAGGCGCAAUCCUCCGAAAUGCAAAGGAAGGCCUUUUUCGCGAAAGAAAUUUUCCACAGCUGUACGAACUUUUUUCUGAAAAAAAUAUUAAGCAUAUGGAUAGAAAAAAACAGCCAACAGAAAUGUAUAAUUGUGGAAACCGUUCUUCGCGAGCUCAGUAAAUACGCCCAAGAUGUGCACUGUUUGAAGUUAAAUUACGUCUCCUUUUUUUAUAUAUGGAAUAUCUACGACCACGUGUUCUUUUUACUAAAUCGGGACGUGGUCUCCAAUGAAGGCAUAAAAAAUAUGUUCACCUCUCUAAUCAAUAUAUUUAUGAGCAUGGUGACUGCAGAUCAGUGCAAUAACCUAAGUCGCCACCACCCUCUUCGAGACUCCCUCUUCCGCUGUUUCAUUCUCAACGUGGACGAACUGUUAAGCAGAAAAAAUCACAGCAGCGAAGAUUCACAUCUGAACGAUAUUUUGAAGUGCAUAUUUGUCAACAUAGCGAGAGAUGUGCAGAAGGUUGACAUAUUUAUGCGUUCACAGGAAUGCCACAUGGUGGACGCACUGAAGGAGGGAGCUGGCCAAAACCACUUACCCGAAGAGGAAAACAUGUCUAAAAAAGUAGACCCCUACAACAUCUCCGAUGAGGGUGCUAAUCUACAUUUGGGAAAAAUAUUCCUCCUGUUUGACAUUUUGAAAAACACAACAGGAAGGGAGAGUAACUCCACGGAGGAGUGUAAGAACAUGCACAAGAAGAAACGACAAAAUGGAGACUUGUGCACAGAUGAGGAGAUGGACUGCUCCAGACCUAGCAGCGGAAGGGGUUCCUUCCACCAUGGGUCUGACAACACGCGUAAUAACAAUAUGAGCCAUGAGGAUUCCCCAACACAAAUGCAAACAGAGCUUCAUAAUUUAUUUUCCAUCAUCUUCGAAAAAGUAACAAACAUACUUGCAAUUUUGAAGAGCAUUAAUGAGUAUGCCAAUGUGGACAGUACAACAAUUAUGAAAAACGGGGAAGAGGUUCCAAAUGAACCCGAGGAAAAUAUCCAAAAAGUAGUACAGUUUUUAUUUGCAUACGUGAGCCUACUAACAGAAAUAAGCAGAACCGACGGGACCAUACUACUUUUAUGCGAAAAACGCAAUGGUAACAAAAAGGAGGAGGACAGCUUUUUUACUAUAUUUAGAGAAAUAUGCCACAGGGUGGAAGAACUGAAAAGUAGACAUUGCAUAGGAAGGAAACUCCACAAGGAGAACUCCUCUCCCGAUAUGAAUUUCUACCUGAACAGCAUCAUAUUGGAUGGACAUGUUAUGAUGACAAGGUUGGCGAAGGAAAUGUAUGAACAAAGCGAAGUAAUCGAAAACGUCCUUCCGAGCAACAACAGGUUUUUGCUGACCUGUUUAAGCAAGUGGGAUAAGCACGAGGUGUAUGGUGUGGACUACUUGAAAAAAAUAAAAAACAUACUUACCAACCUGAACGAAAUGAACUUUUUUGCACACAAAAUGGAUGACUUAUGUGCAUACUUAAAGGUCUUUAAAAAGCUGUUUCUCCAUUACGACAAGGCGAAUAGGAAAGAGUUCCUGCAAAUUAUCCAAUUCGUAGUAGGCAUAUGUAUUGCACUGAAAAAGGAGAAAGGAAGUUAUCAUACUACAAAUGAGGACAGCACUACAUCGGAAGAGAGUAGUAACCCUACCUGCUACGCGAAGUUGUUACCCCUUUUUGAUUGUCUCAUUUAUUUAGAAAAUGAAGAAUACUUAGCCACGUACGAUAAGAUUUAUGAGUCCAAAAUUAUUGACGUAGUAAAUUAUUUGACCUUUUUUAAAAGCUUCAACAUUUUAAGCGAUUACUUGCUGAAGGUGUGCACAAAAGUUUGUAUUGUAGAAUUGGUUUAUCUGUUGAAUGCUAGUUUGGUGAGUAUCCCCAAGGCAAUCACUCUUCACGUGAAGAACUUCCUGCGGUCGUACAGCAUAGACAAACAAAUGGACGACGAAGAGAGUUAUCACCACCAGUUGGAAUACUAUUUUUUUGUACUAAACGAGGUUUUCAAAAUGGGUAAGGAAGAGCUGCUCGCUGUGGAAGCGGAGGUGAGCAGAAAAAAUGCUUCAUGGGGAGAUUCAGCCAGUGACAUUUGUGAGGAAGAAAACACUGCGGAUGACAGUGCGAAGCACUUUGUGGGGGAAAUGGACGGACGAGAGGAUCACAGUGAGGGUGGCCACCGUCAGCAUUGCACCCCCCCCCUGAGGGACCUCAUUUGGCGGAACAUAGAAGAGUGCGAAAUUAAUAUACAACAGUAUGUGCACACCAAGAGGGGCAACAAACCACCCACAUUGCCAAGAAGCAAACAUGUGAAUGCUGAAAAUACCCUCAAGAUUGCAUUCGCCACCAUCCAUAUGGUGAUCGUGCCGCAGGUGAACAGCCUUAACAAAUCGUAUAGAUCAAAACUGCUGGAUAUGUACGUUUGGAUAAUGAGCUAUAUUAAUAGCAAUUUCAGGCGCUUCGUCCAGGAGUUAAAAUAUUACUCCCUCUUGAAUGUGGUGUUUGACAUUGUGGAGAGUUUGAAUGAGUUAUGUCAUGUGCAGGGGGGAGCGUCCCAGUCUGCCACGUCUACGCAGCCACAAGUUGAUCGAAUCACCCGCGCCGUAAAAACCUUCGUCAGCAAAUUUGCCCACAGCAUGAACAUUUUGAGCAUCCCCAAUAUGAUCAAAUUUCUGCAUAUACUCUGCACAUACAACGAGAAACUGAACAACUACAAAAACGACAUUGAAGAAAUGCUACUGGAGAGGAAUGUCAAUAUCACCAAGUUACUGCUGAACAUAAAAGAGGAAGACAGCAGCGGGAUUAUCCCCAUUUUGAUAAAAAUUAUUUUCUGCAUUUUAAAAAAUAAAAUGAAAAAAGGAAAUAAAAAAUUGAAGAAGAAUAUGAUUUUUUACCUAUCCAACAUUUCUUGUGACAAUUACUGCCACAUCCUUAUAUCUGUAGUGUACCCCUUGGUGAAUGUAUACGAGGGUUCAAUUGACUAUGGUAACUUACUCAGAUACGGAGAGAAGGAGAGGGUGUUGGUCAGUUUCCUCACCAAUUGUCAGGGGAACUUUGCGGCGCACUGGAGGUACCAAUGUGACACGCGGGCAGUAAAUUCAACCAUUGCGGUGGCCAGUGCAACGGUCAAUACAAACAAUGGGGAAGGAAUUUCCCUCUGCUACGACGACGCCUUUAAUCACUCCAGUUGGCACUUCGGCAACCAUAUAAUUGAAAUAAAGAAAGAUGCGCUGUUUAAAAACUUCCACUUCAACAAAAGCAUUAGUCUUUUUAUCGAGAUACUGAAGAUCAUGAAGUACAAGCUGGAUACCUACAUGGAUUUUUUUCUCCACGUCUUUGUCACCAUAAGUCACUACAUCAAUGUUUACCACCUGAUGAAGAAGAAGGCGAAGGGGAGAAGGAUUUUCCUGGUGGUUAAGAAGAUGGAAGGUAGAGACAAAUGUGGAAGCGACGACGGGGGGGAGGAGACCCAAAUGAUUAGUAGCCUCGGCGAAAGUGAAUACAAGGACGGGGCGAAAGAACACCAGCAGAAAUUUGAUCACGAGUUUGAUAAUGAGUGUGAGCGUGCCCCCCCCAAGGAACACACUGUCGAACUGAACGUGAAGAACUCCUACCUGAAGAACGCCAACAAGAAGUGCAUUGAGAGCAUCCAGUUUAUCAUGCUCAACUACGAAAUGACAACUGCCAAUUUGGAGAAGGCAAAAGAUUUCUUCACCUUCCUGUUUAGAAAAAAUUUGAAGAACAUAGGGAAACCAAAUUUGUUCCUGAAAAUUCUGCUUGACAUUUGGAGUAAGAACGAAUCGUAUCACGGGUUCUACGACAGUAUCGUACCUAACUCUUUACCCGUUUUGGUGAAAGCUGUGAACAACCCAUUAAUUGUCAGCCGAUUGAGUUACACUGAAUGGAACGCACUCACGGAGAAGGUAUUCGAUGUUGUUUUGCGCCUCUGUGGUUAUGACCAUUUGGAGGGCAACGAACUGAAUUGGCGUAAAGGGGAAGCCCCCAUAAAAGAGCAGGAGCGCAUUCGGGGGAGAAUCAAAAACAGGGGAGUACAGACAAUCGUGGAAAAGAGAAAAGGCUAUGACGUGUCCCCUUCGAUAGGCAUGAAGAUAUUGAAUCCACUCAUUUCGGACAUUAUCGUAUGUAUUAGGAAAACCAUUUUAAGAAGGUACAAACAGUUCCUUGAGGAAAAGGAAAAAGGAAUCACACUUCGUAAAAGAAGCAAAACAGAUGAAUUAAAAAUUAUUACCAAUAAAGAACUAUACAUUCUAAUUGAAUUGUCUUCCGUGAACAAAAACCAGAAGUACAAUUUGCACGUCAUUAAUAUAAUUAUCACCUUCGUGCUUAUCAAUGUUAAGUCGCUACAUAGUACAAAUUCGGACCACGUGCAGAAGCUCAAACUUAUAUUGGUAGCUUUGAAGAGGUUACUCAUUAAUGUAUCAAAGGGGGAAAAUGAGUACCCAAAAUGGAAGGGAAAAAAGAAAACAAAUUACAACUUAUCCUUCUAUUAUGAAGCGACGAGGAACGCCACGCCCAGAUGUGCAAAUAUGUCCCAUGUAGACAAUGUAGAGGAAAAAAAACGUGCACGAAAAAUAAGCGUAUACUCAUUUUGUCAGCACUCCUAUCACUAUUCGCACAUAUUGUACGUGUGCUACAAACUAAAAAGCAUGGUGUACGAAAUUGUCCAGAGAUGCUAUGACGUCAGCUGUAGAGUCCUCGCCGGGGAUCUCCUAAUUAUGAUUGGUUGCAUCUUUCUAAAAAUUAGAAACAUAAACAGAUAUUUAGAAAAUUUUAAAAAAAAUAUGGACACCUUUUUAAAAAAAACAAACGAGCUUAAUUAUAACUCCAAAGUGGUCCUAAAGCAGAUCAUGAAAAUUCCUUUAAAAAAUGACCAAACCAGAAGGCAGAAUUAUUAUUACACCUUCCUUCAGAUUGCCCAGAUAUUUUGCGGUCUCAACAUUUGCAAUGACCAAAUCUCCCACCAUGAAUACGACGCGGAUGUGCAGUUUUUAAUUUUCCUCGAUUUGUGUAAUGUGAAAAUGGCUACCGUUAUGAGGAGUUAUGCGGUGGAAGGGGAAGAAUACCCAAUGGGAAGCCGCAACAAUGAGGAGGUAAACAAGGGGAAGAAGAAGAAGACACCCAGCAAAUACACCUUUGAUCACCUGUUUUCAAAUAGCAACAAGUUGUUCCAUGAAAUCCUCGUGAGGCACAGCUCCUUUUUAAUUUUCAACGAAGCGACCAACGAUAUGGUUAGAGACAAAUCCGUGCAGUUCGUUUUGUUCUUCCCCCAAUUCUUGAAAUGGCUACUACAGGCGUAUGAAAGGAGCGAUGAGAAUGUGCACCACCUGAGCAUCGAGAGAGACGUCAAAAUAUGUGUCCAUUUCCUAGUUAACAUUAUAAUACCCAAAGCGCUCAACGCACUAAAAAAGAACGUCAACGAUUUUACCAAAAUUGCGCUGCAGAUUAUCUUCACAACGGUGAAGCUAGUUAGCCCCCACAUGGACGCACUCAAACGAUUAGAUGUUGAACCCUUUUUAAGGGAGGUUAAAAAUUCUCUGGUAAAAAAUUAUGUACUCAAUGCAGACACAGAUUCUUUGUUCUGCUUUAGCGCCGUGAAGACGAAUAAGAGUGAGCAGAGGCAACCCUCCGAAGAGGAAAGGACGAACUUCAAAAUGUUGGAAAGGUUGCUAUUUCACGACUUACAUCACAACCUAGUUGGAACAUUUCAUGAGAAUAAGUCAAAUAAGAUUGGGAGGAAAGAUGAAGAAAAUAAUAAACGUACAUCCAUAAUCGAAAAUAUAAUAGACCUUAAAUCAGAGAACAACUCCAAAGGUGUGGAAAAAUUAAUCGCCAUUACCCCCCUAUUGUGCUACUACACCAUUUCUAAGAUUGUAAUUCCACUUGCACUGAAUUACAUCCUCCAAACGAGUUCAAAAAAAGAAACAUACAACAAAACACUAAGCGCAAAUAGCAUCAAGCUUCUUGGCACGUGUACCGAGAGGGUGGGUAUCAAAGUUGUUUAUAACCUUUUGGAGUUGCUUCUUUCGGAACUGAAGAAAAACUCAUUUAAUAAGGUAUACGUCGAAAAGGCAGUAAGUCACAUUGUGAGGACGUACGAUUUUAGGGAAUUCAGGGGCAUGGAAUUGGAGCAGAAUUGGGCCCGCCCAGGGGGAACAUCCUCGGAUAAAUUUCGAAACGGGGACGAGGUAAACCGCGCCGCAGAGCAAAAUGAAAGAAUCCAAAUGGGAGAAGUCAAAGGGAUAGAAGUUGCAGUGGAAGACGCACCUGUGGAGGCCGAACCGACGGGGAGGGGCAGUCCCAGCCCGCUCUGCCACAAGUUCAUCCGUCGCAUCCUGCCACAGUUGAAGCAGCUAAUGUUCGACAAAUUCGCAACGAACGACAAGAAAAAACAAAAAAGUUACAUAAACGACCAAGUCGUUGACUUCAAAAAUAAGGAGGCAGUGGCCAAGGCAGACAUCAUCAUAUCAUUUUUAGUAAUUUUAAACAAAAUGAAUUACAAUUUUGAGAAAGAGUUACACAAAAUAAUUUACAGAUUAUGUUUCUGCUUGUCAUCCAAAAAUAACAAUGUAAGAAGUGAAUCGAAGAAGACCAUGUGUUUCAUUUCCAUGUACCUCGGUUUGAGCUACUUCGAUUUGAUCAUAAAGCAAAUGUCGGAUUAUCUGACCAAGGGAUAUCACGUGCCGAUAUUUUUGUGCACAGUUAACUCCAUCCUGGAGUCUGUGCUAAAGAAGAAGGACAAAUUUUUAGACAAGAAUUACUUAACCAUCGGUUUGAACGUUCUGAACGAUGGGAAUAUCAAAAGGUCCAAGAGGAAGGACUCCAAUCCGCGCAGCGGAAGUAGCGCCACCCCGCACGACGCCUUCUGCACCAACAUUUUUAACAUGAUCAAGCUAGAAAUAAUAAACGAAAUUGACAAAAAUACUGAAGAUGUUAAUAAGAAGCAUAUAAAAAGAAAAACGAAGGAAAGCAAAAAGACCUAUGGAAAGAAUAUCAUUAAGCUGUUAACAAAUAUAGUACCCGAAAAAUGUAUCGAAAAUAAUAUCCUCACAUUUUUAGAAAGCUUAUUUAGUGGAGAAUCAUUCGAAAAUAACGAAGUGGAUAAAAAUUUUAUUUUUAAAAAAAAAUAUAUUUUUAUCGUAUUGUCUUACUUCAACAAUUUUGUAAAAGGAAUAGAAGAGAAUAGAAGUCUCUCCCCCCAUUUUGUCCUAAACAUUAUUUACAAACUGUUAACCAAAUCGGUGUAUUUUUUCAGAGGGGAUGAUUAUCAAAAUUUGUGCAGUGUUAUGCAAAAUAGCUCCAUUUUACUUUUUAAAUAUAAAGUCCCUGACCAAGCAGUGCAGACCUUUGGCAGCUUCAAGAAGGGUAUCCAGUUUUAUGUGCCUCAGGAAACAAUGGAGGAGAGGUACUUGGGACUUAAUUACCAAAACAAAUGUGUCCAUUACCCGUCUAAAGGGAAUAACAAUAUGCAUAUAAUACAGGGGUCAUUUCAGGAGAAAAGCAUUUAUGACGCUAUUGGAAAGACGAAGAAAUUUGAUUUCCAGGUACUUGCACAGGUGUUGGCUAGGUGUGCCCUCAAGUUGUUAGCUUACGUGGUGAAGCGCUCGUCAGAGUUGUUCACGCAGGAUAUAAGGUUAAGAAGUAAUUCAGAUGCUAAUGACAACAUAGAUGGUGUUAUACAGGGUGGGAGAUACCCCUGCGGAACGAUCAAAGAAACGCCAACUUUCUACUCCGCGUCCACCACCGUGACGAACGUGGAUGAUAAAUCGCCUGGAGAAAAUGAAAACGCGCAGAAGGGGCAAUUCACAUUUAUCGGUAAUGACAAGGGAAGCACCGCAGAGGCAGUCAUCACCCCCGUGGGGAACAAAACUAAUAACAAUUGGGUAAACCCGAACAAUUGGGGCUCCUUUUCAAGCUUCCCGGAAUUUAUAGGCCUAAUUGAACCGCUCCUUGUGUACUUCUUCUGCUACGGAAAGGAAGACGUAUUUGUUCUAUCCUCCAAGUGCAUCAAAAUUAUUAAAAAAAAGAAAUUCAGCGAUUUUAAAAAGUUUGGAAAAUUAAUUAUCCUCUCAUCCGUGGAUAUACUAAAAAAUAUCCCCAAUUAUUACAGCAAAGAAUUUGAUAAGCUCAUUCUGUCAUGCAUUGACACCUUGACAUAUCUCAUACGGGGUAACAACAAAAAUGAUAUUAUAUCUUGGCUGAAUUCUGACCUAUCCUAUCGGGGAAAACCUAAUGAUAGUGUUGAUGAGUCCACAAAUAACGACACUGUUUUGAAGAAAAAGAGAAAAUUGGAAAACGGCACAAAUAGUAAGAAUCCCCAUGACCCACAUCACAAGAUAGCAAAGUUGAAGAAGCAGAAAAAACUGAAUUAUUUGCUGGACGAAAAGGUCUUAUCUAUGCAUUAUCCCACCAUGGAAGGGGGAGAAAAUUCCCAGGAGGAAGAAGAAGAAUCGACUAACACUCUACGAUACUGCCUAAUUAACCAAAUUUCGAUGCUACUAGAAAGUAAGAAUCACGUGUGGGAGUUACUAAUAUUAUUUAAAAACUGCAUGCUGCGGGAAGACAUAAAUAACCUCAUCAAGAAGGGGGCGAUUAUCCUAAAAAUGAACAGCUGCAUUGAUCAAAUUUUUACCAUCAUGAUAGAAGAGUCUCAUAAUAUGAAAUUGUCAUUUCUGUGUGGACAAAUUUAUGUCGACUUUUUGAUGCGCUUUCCUAUAUCAAAAAAGGAGAAGAAAAAAAAGUUUUUCCAAAUUUUAAAUAAUUUAAAUGAUGAAAAUGACGACUCCAGGAUUGCCACUUUGAAUGCCCUCUACGUCUUCCUCAACAGAUCUAACGCCAAGUUAUUAAAGGACGAAUUUUAUUACGUUACUUUUGCCAGCAUCAUAGUGCAUUUUACUAAUGAAACAAAUUACAAGUGCAAGAAAAUGUAUAUCUUUUUGACCUCAUUACUCUUCCAACAAGUGAACGAUUUGACCUAUGUUUUUAAUUCGUAUAAAAUGUUAAAGCGGAACUUACUCUUUUGCGAAAAGACAUCUUUCACGUAUACCUACUUGUAUUUGCUUCCCCUCUUCUCUUCCAUUUUUUCCGAGCGGGUUGAUACAUAUGGGCAGAUGAUUCAGGGUGAUGAUAAGCUGGAACAGGAUGAGCUGAGUUCAGUAUCGAAGGAGCACCAAAAGGGGAGACGAGACAGAAUAUUGCAGCUAACUUUGUGGGGGAAAGACGUAUCGAUGGAAAAUGACAGAAACGGCGAAUCUAGUGCAUGUCUCCAGGAUGCACUUAGUGUGGGUAACUCCCUUGGGGAGGACACCAUGAACGAGGAGCACAACACCAUUAGAAAUUACUUCAUAAAGGAACUACUUAGAAGCACGAAAAAGUACAAUACGAAGAUGAGCCCAAGUGAAAGCGACGGUGUAGUUUUUUCCCCCCCUAGUGAUAUGACCCUUUUUAUGAAAAACCAAUUGGAAGAUUUGUUCCUAUCGGUCAUGUUUUACCUAAUCGACAGGACGUGCGCUGAUGUGAAGGCGUUCAUGAAGGGGGACAAGCUGUCUCUUCAAGUAAUAACCUCCACGCAGAACAUUACCCAUUUUAGUAGCAACUAUGAGAUAUACGCACAGAUGGACAAGGAUUUAGUAUACCUCUUUUACAAGGCACUAGAGCAGAUUUUUACCCAUAUGGAUAUAGACUUGAUAGAAAAUUUGGUGCAAGAAAAACACGCCCACAAAAUGUACAAGCGGUACUUCGUAAAGGAGGACCAACUAGUGUAUACCAACGGAGGGUGUACAACAGACGGAGAAGAAAAAGAAACAAACGCAACAGCUAAUGAAGACACAAUCCACGACAAAUUAAUUUUGUACUUUCUGUACUUCUGGAAUUUGAUCAUACAAAAUGGACUGUUCAAUAAGAACCCAUAUGUGCAAAUCAUAUCGCUGAAGAUGCUGCUAAAUUAUAUAAGUAACAAAAUGACACGCCCGUUUUUCCCUCUCCUAUUGGUCAAGCUGUAUUCUUCGGAUAAAUUUAUUAUCAACCUGGUUUUAAAAAAAGUCCUGUCCCUCCUGUUAAAUUCAUACUUUCUGGAACAUUUCUAUAUAUACCAUAAGGAAAUUAGUGUUUUUCUGUCCAAAAUUUGCGUGCUGUUGGUUAACUUCCCGUGGAUUACCAACGGGUUUGAUGACCAAAGUGGUAGCGAAGAAGUAGCGUGUCAGAGCUACUGUGUGGAAAAUUGUGGCCAAGUGAAAGGGCCAUGUAAUUCACCCUGUGAUAAAGACACCGAGUAUUCACAUGUUACCGCACAUCGAAAUGGUCCUAGCGAGGAGACUUCCGCAAAAGAAACCCAAAUGGACAACCAUUUUAGCGGCGCAAGUGAUGUCGAAGGAGACGAAGAAUUCAAAAAAGUGAACACAAUUUUGGAGAAAGAGCAGAAUGAGCAAGAUAAAAAUACUUCCUACGAUCGGGUGGAAGUGCUAAUAAGGCCAAAUUUGAAAAUAAACAAGGAAAUGCUUUCCUACAGCAAAUUCUUCUUAGUCAUCGUUACCCUCUCACGUGCCAUAAACAUCCAUUUGAUAAACAAGAAAAAAUCUUUUGUGAGAAUUCUAACAAUUUUAAAUACGUACAAAAAUAUAAUUCAGGAUUUUCCCCCAGAACUUUGGUCCGUCCAGAAUGAAAUAAUUAACAUCGUCCUUCCCUCCUUAUACAAAGUAGCUUCCAUAUUUAAAAAGAAAUACUUUGUCGAGGAUGAAAAGAUUUUCGAAGAAGCGAACACAUACAAUAAGCUCCUUUACCUGUCGAGCUACGCGUGGGACAUUAUUUCUCAUCUGGAGGAAAAACUGCAAAACGAUAGGGGCACUUUUAAUAAAGCCUUCGUUCAAGCGAGACAGAGGAUCAACCGAAUUAGGUUUAUUAAAAGAAAAAAGAAGAAUUUGUUAGCCUUGAAAAAUCCCAAGCUGUUUACCCUAAAUAAGUUAAAAAGGAGGGAGAAAAAAAAAAUGCAAAAGAAGAAAAUGAAAAUGAACCUGUAG
Messenger RNA from Plasmodium coatneyi, 12393 nucleotides. RefSeq lists its product as uncharacterized. The transcript is spliced from 4 exons. The record is from RefSeq and is a predicted model, not a curated record. Gene Ontology annotation, cellular component: nucleolus; 90S preribosome; small-subunit processome. The coding region runs from base 1 to 12393 and encodes 4130 amino acids. Lineage: Eukaryota; Apicomplexa; Aconoidasida; Haemosporida; Plasmodiidae.